CUCCUGAACAGAAAUCGCCCCUUCUCCAACAUGAUGACUGUGAUAAAAUUCUGUGAUAUUUUCUUGCAUUCUUAUGGUGAUGAAAUAGGGUUAUCAGGUUUGCCUUAUCUACCCACCCCUGGUUCUUAAAACACAUUUGUAUUAUUGCUAUCACCUGGCUCUAAUCUCUGGGGGGAAGAAACGUGAAGUCUGCAAGAGACACUUCAGAGUGCCUCCCUCUUCUGUUUUUCUCUAUAAUAUUACCAAAUUUUUGAAGAAAAUAAUUUUACUGAUGCUUCUUGUCUGGGAGGACGCAUUUUUCUUUGUAAAGAUGGAUCUUUCCUUGGAGUAAACGUGCCCAUCCAGACCUUGUUAGAAUAUGCCCCUUGGGCUGGAAAUCUAGGCCCACAAUGAAGUCCACAGGGGCCCUGUUGUUUUUGUUAGCUGCCAGUGAGUGGACCCUUGACACAUGGCAACUCCUGCUCAGCAGAACCAAAAGCUGCCACGUCCCAUGCCAUCCUCAUACUUGGUUGUGAAUUGAACCAUUUUAAUACACAGAGUUUUUAUUGGCUAAUCUUCAGAAAUAGGUUACCAGGCCUUUCUUCCUAUAAAAUUACAAAAUAUUUAAAAUGAUCGUAAGAACUCAGAUAGUGUAAAAAAAAAAAAAAUGAGCUCCUUAUCAACACUUUGUAGAAUAAAUAAAUGUUGAUGCUCAGCUAUUGAUCAAAUUCACAUGUUUUUUGUUGAAUAAUCAAAUAAUAUGCACCAGGUGACACCAACUUUCUAUUCUUCUCAAUUUCUCAUGACCCUGCCCUAGGUGCUGUUUACCUUUGGUGAUGCAGCUACUGCUGGUAUAGGGACCACGCACUUGAUUGUCUUGUCACCUGAUCUGUUCCAUCAGAUUCAUCAACAGUAUGAAACCUAAAAACCAAACAAGUUUUUCUGGAUUCCUUCUCCUGGCACUGACAGAGAAUCUGGAACUGCAACCCCUUCUUUUUGCCCUGUUUCUGUUCAUAUAUCUGGUCACUGUCCUGGGGAACCUGCUCAUCAUCCUGGCUGUCAGCUUUGACCCUCACCUCCACACCCCCAUGUAUUUCUUUCUUGCCAAUCUGUCCUUCACUGACAUGUGUUUCAGCACCACCACAAUCCCAAAAAUGCUGGUGAAUCUCCAAACACAGAAUCAGAGCAUCACGUAUGCAGGCUGCCUCACCCAGGUCUGCUUUGUCUUGGUUUUUGCUAGUUUGGAAAGUUUUCUCCUGGGAGUAAUGGCCUAUGACCGCUACGCGGCCAUUUGUCACCCGCUGAUAUACACAGCCAUCAUGAACCCCCGCCUCUGUGGUCUGCUGAUUCUACUCUCCUUGUCCAUUACCACUGUGGAUGCCUUGAUCCACAGUCUGAUAGUGUUGAACCUAUCUUUCUGCACAGAUCGGGCAAUUCCCUACUUCUUCUGUGAAGUUGUUCAGAUCAUCAAGAUUGCCUGUUCUGAUACCCUUCUCAAUAGCACCUUCUUAUAUUUGGCAGCUACCAUACUAGGUGGUGUUCCUCUCUCUGGAAUCAUUUUCUCUUAUACUCAAAUUGUCUCCUCCAUUUUGAGAAUGCCUUCAGCAGGUGGAAAGUAUAAGGCUUUCUCCACCUGUGGGUCCCACCUCUCCGUUGUUUCUUUGUUCUAUGGAACAGGCUUAGGUACGUGUGUUAGUGCUGCAUUUACACACUCUUCCAGGAAGACUGCAGUAGCUUCAAUGAUGUACACUGUGGUCACUCCCAUGAUGAACCCCUUUAUCUACAGCUUGAGAAACAGGGACAUGAAGGGAGCCUUGAAGAACAUUUUCAAGUGCAUACCUGCUUUUCAGUGAUUAAAUUAUCUGCUUUGGGCCUGGCUUUCUAGUUUGCAUCAAAGCGAAAAAAUACUUAUGAGCUAGAAUCCCCGACUCUCUUUUAACCAGGUUAUUCUAAAAUGACAAAAUAACAUAAUGGCUAAGCAGCUAAGAAAUCAUAUGACACAUGGCAUUGGGCAAAUCUGCUGCAAAAGACCUCUUUAAAGUGUUGAAAAGCAAAGAUAUUACCUUGACGAGUAAGAUGCACCUGACCCAAGCCAUGGUGUUUUCAGUCCCCUUCUAUGCAUGUGAAAGCAGGAGGAUGAAUAAGGAAGACCAAAGAAGAAUCAAUGUCUUUGUAUUGUGUUGUUUGAGAAGAAUAUUGACUAUAUCAUGGACUACCAAAAGAAGGAACAAAUCUGUCUUGGAAGAAGUACAAUCAGAAUGCUCCUUAGAAGCAAGGAUAGCGAGACUACGUCUCACACACUUUGAACAUGUUAUCAGGAGAGAUCAGUCUCUCGGGAAGGACAGCAUGCUUGGUAAAGUAGCGGGUCAACAAAAAUGAGGAAGACCCUCAGUGAGAUGGAUUGACACAGUGGCUAUCACAAUGGACUUAAGCAUACCAAGGAUUGUGAGGAUGACUCAGGACCAGGCCAUGUUUUGUUCUGUUGUACAUAGGGUAGCUAUGAGUCUGAACUACUCGGCGGCACCUAACAACAACAAUAACAAGUGCAUUUCAACUUGGGAUUGGGCCCUGACUCUGCUCCUUGUGUAACCUCGGUUUCUUUCUUUCUUUCUUUUUUUUUUUUUUAGUCAAGUUCUAUAGAAGCAGUGCCUGAGGCAGGUGUUUUGUUAUGUGACUUUAGGGGGCAGCAGAAGGGAAGUGGGUGGAGGUGAGGAGGGCCGGAAAAAGGAAAAAGUAAGGCUGUAGGAAUAGCCAGAGACUACCUACAGUUUGAUCCCAAGGAUAAAGCCAUGUGAAUGAAAACCUAGACUUAGUCCCAAUGUGAGGGAUGGGAGCUUACUUUUCAUGCCCUGAUUAGUAGUUACUGAGACACGUCACUGGUAAAUUGUAUGUGUCCAGGGUGACAUCAGCAUUCACUGUAUUCAGUUUCAUUAUGUAUAAAAUGAUCAUAUUAGAUGGUCUCAGGACUUCAGAAGAUUGUGAAAUACCUGAACCUUUUCAGUAAAAUAGGCUUCGGUUCAAAAGGAAAUAUAAACUCUACUCUAACA
This is a messenger RNA of Loxodonta africana (African savanna elephant), 3026 nucleotides long. RefSeq names its product olfactory receptor 7G2-like. Gene Ontology annotation, molecular function: olfactory receptor activity; G protein-coupled receptor activity. Lineage: Eukaryota; Metazoa; Chordata; Mammalia; Proboscidea; Elephantidae. The transcript has a single exon. The record is from RefSeq and is a predicted model, not a curated record. Gene Ontology annotation, cellular component: plasma membrane. Bases 894 to 1832 code for a protein of 312 amino acids. Gene Ontology annotation, biological process: G protein-coupled receptor signaling pathway.